AUGGCGCCUCGAGAAAGAAGCACCGAGUCCGUCACGGAUGGCGCCGCGGUUUCUUACCCACAACGACUCCUCUCGCAUCGCGAGUCGGGUUCCGUCUCCGGGUCGCGGUUCUGGUUCAGAAAUUCAUUCCCUUUCCUCCCGUCCUUCCCACGGUCGCACCCUACUAAGAGUGCAAUCAUGCAGGAGCAGCAGCAGCAGCCGCAGCAGCCACAGCAGCAGCAGCAGCAGCAGCAGCAGCAGCAGCAGCAGCAGCAGCAGCAGCAGCAGCAGCAGAGCCAAGCGCAACAGCAGCACACGCGGCACGAGGCGCAUCACGAGCUCCCUGCCACUCAUGCCACGUCAGAGCGGCCCGGGCGAGUGGUGGUGGAAGGCGAAAGCGUCGCGCCUUUUCUGGAGAAGCAACCCGGAAAGAUCGCCCUGCCCGCCCAGUCCGCUGAAUCUGCCGGCCACGGCUCGUCUGAGGCAGGCUUAUCUGAGGGCGGUGUAUCUGAGGGUGGUUUACCCAGUGAAGGUGGGUAUUCCGGCCUCGCAGCUCCUGCUAGAGAGAAAUUAGAAUCUUUGGAGGAGUUCAGAGUGGUUGGAAAGGGUGGGAAGGUCAAAGGGGGUGACAAAGGGGAGCCAGUGGAGCUGGAAGCACGUGGCGUGCAGGGAUUGGCCGAGGAGGAAGGAUCUGCAGCUCGUGAGACCAAGACAGGAGGGAAAGCGCAUGAGCGUGCUCCUGGAGUUGCGAAGGAAGCUUCGGAGAAGGCUGGAGAGAUGCCGAAGGGGGAAGCAGGAGCAGAGCAAGAGCGGGGACCUCUGGCUGGGGAGAAAGAGAGGGCAGGGGCGGAGGGGAAAGAAGGGGCGGGGGCGGAGAGGAAGGAGGGAGCAGGGAUUAAGGAGAAAGAAGGGGUUGGGGUAACGAAAGAAGAGGAGCCAGGGGCGGAAUCUGCUUUCAUGCGCGGGGUGGAUGAGGGGGAAGCUGGGGGGCGGCGCACUGGCGCUGGGGGGGCGGAAGGGGGGAUUGAGGCGCAGGAGACUGGUGGGUGGCAGGCGGAGAGGGGAGGCGAGGAGGUGAGGCGGCUGGAGGAGGGGGUGGGGAAGCUGUCCCUGGGGGAGAAGGGGGCGCAGCAGAGCAAGGGGGAAACGGCGACUGGUAAAGGGGCGGAAGGGGAAGGGGGGAAGGGUGGAGAGGGAGGGGUUUCUGGAACGCCUGAGGAGCAGCCCGAGGUGGAAGGGGUGGAGCAGGGAAUGAGGAGGCUGGCAGUGUCUGGUCAAGGCGGGGAGAGUGGUGGGGAGGAACGGAAGGAGAGGGGGAAGGAGGGCGGUGGGGCGGAGGUGGGCGAGGCAGAAGGUGGUGUUCGGGUUGUGGCGGGUGGAGGGCCUGUGGAGAGGGCACAGGAUGUUGCCACGUCAGCUUGGACCAGCACCACUGGAGCAAUUGCAGAUACUGUCAAGGUGCUGGGUUCCCUUACUGGAUUCGCACCCACCAGUACCGAAGUGCCUGCCAAUGCUGCCCGAGGCUCAGGUGGCGUACAGGAGCGUACUGCACAAUCCCAGGAGUGA
Messenger RNA from Closterium sp. Yama58-4, 1545 nucleotides. The record is from the annotation of a GenBank genome assembly. Lineage: Eukaryota; Viridiplantae; Streptophyta; Zygnematophyceae; Desmidiales; Closteriaceae.